Drosophila nasuta is the source of this 1038-nucleotide messenger RNA. RefSeq lists its product as uncharacterized. NCBI's taxonomy places the organism in Eukaryota, Metazoa, Arthropoda, Insecta, Diptera, Drosophilidae. The record is from RefSeq and is a predicted model, not a curated record. Gene Ontology annotation, cellular component: Z disc; adherens junction; filamentous actin. Bases 124 to 792 code for a protein of 222 amino acids. Gene Ontology annotation, biological process: muscle structure development; actin cytoskeleton organization. Gene Ontology annotation, molecular function: muscle alpha-actinin binding; actin binding. The transcript is spliced from 2 exons.
UGCCGAAAGCCAGAAGAAAAACGUGUGAAGAGGACGUGAAGUUGUCGCGUCAGUUUUGCCACACGGCUUUGUUCAGUUUUUUGCGUUGAAGGGACUUAAGAGUUUUCUUAUUGAAAGGCAAUCAUGUUCGACUCGAAGAUUAAGGUGCCCAAGUAUGACUCGGAUGCAUUUGACAAUGUCGAGUACGAGCUGCAGAUGACCUACACCCUGGAGACGGAUCGUCGCAUCAUGAGCUUUUACGAUGCCAUGUGGGGCAUUGAGGUAACUGGCGGCAGCGAUCAGUUCGAGCCGUUGACCAUUGUUAAUGUCUCGCCCACUGGCCUGGCCAAGCGUGGUGGCAUGCGUAUCGGUGAUGAGAUCACCCAGAUCAAUGAUGUGCCCGCUUUGGAGAUGACCUUCAAUGAGGCGUUGCAACUCUUUCGCAGAAGCUCUCGCUAUGUGCGUGUAUUUGUGCGCGGUGAUGACGAUGCGCCAGCUGAGGAGGAUUGGACCUGUGACUGUUGGUUCAAGCCCAGGAAGCCUUGGAAGCGUGACUUUACGCCUAUUCAGUGGACAUUCCCGUGGAACGAUCGUCGUAAGCCAGUGUACAAGGAAUCCAACUGCUUUAUGGUGCCCAGCAAAAUGGAGGAGAAGAUUCGCGCAAGACGUGCGGCUACCUCAGCGGUGCACAAGAAGGAGGAUGCGGCGCCACACACCCGUUCGUUGACCCCAACGCCUAGGCCCAAGAAUCAGCCUGGACCCAAUCUAUUGGAGAGUGUGCUACGUCCACGGGGCCCACCACCAAGGGACUAAGAUUAGAUGAGAAACUCAACCAAAAUCUGGACGAAUCUACUGAGCAGCAGGCAGUGCUGAAUCCGCUGCAGUGCAUCACAAUCUGUCGAGUGUCAAGUGCUGACUGGGAAGCAAUUUUAAUUUGCCAGACACAAUUAAGUCGAAGUACCAAGUAGCAUUCUAAAGAUGGCAUUCAAGCAAUAUGCCAAAGUUGUUGACAUGAAUAAAUGGUACUGACUUCAAAUAAGUUGGCAUCGAUUGAGCAAA